This is a messenger RNA of Gastrolobium bilobum, 2556 nucleotides long. RefSeq names its product pentatricopeptide repeat-containing protein At2g13600-like. Gene Ontology annotation, biological process: RNA modification. The record is from RefSeq and is a predicted model, not a curated record. The transcript has a single exon. Lineage: Eukaryota; Viridiplantae; Streptophyta; Magnoliopsida; Fabales; Fabaceae. Gene Ontology annotation, molecular function: protein binding; RNA binding. Bases 1 to 2556 code for a protein of 851 amino acids.
AUGCAUUCCUUGUUGCUUGUGGAACCUCUCACUCUUCCACCCCGAAACCCACGAAUUGGCGCUACCACCAACCGAACAAAACGACGUAGCUUGUCCCUUCAACCCUCAAACUCCACCCACCAGUACCACCCACAUCAAAAAGUCCCUCACUUGACCCUUUAUGAUGAGCCACUGAGUUCCACCACUUACGCUUUGAUUCUUGAAUCUUGUGGGUCCCUCGGUUUGGGAAAACAGGUUCAUGCUCACUCCAUUAAAGCUGGGUUUCGUGGGCACGAGUUUGUUGAAACCAAGUUGCUUCAGAUGUAUGGUAAUACCGGCUCCUUUGAGUGUGCUCGCCUGUUGUUCGACACAAUGUCCCUUAGAAACUUGUAUUCUUGGACUGCACUCCUGCGUCUUCAUGUUGAUAUGGGGUUCUUCGAGGAAGCGUUUCUUCUUUUUAAAGAAUUGCUAUAUGAAGGAGUGCGAGUGCAAUUGGAUUUUUUUGUGUUCCCCGUGGUGUUGAAGAUUUGUUGUGGUCUUGAUGCAUUGGAGCUGGGUAGGCAAUUGCAUGGGAUGGUCUUCAAACAUGAGUUUGUUACCAAUGUUUAUGUGGGCAAUGCUUUGAUUGAUAUGUAUGGUAAAUGUGGGAGCUUGGAUGAGGCCAAGAAAGUUCUAGAAGGAAUGCCCCAAAAGGAUUGUGUCUCUUGGAAUUCUAUUAUUACUGCAUGUGCUGCCAAUGGGAUGGUAUACGAGGCAUUGGAUCUUUUGGAAAAUAUGUCUGCGGGUGAUUUAGCACCCAAUCUUGUUUCUUGGAGCGCAGUUAUUGCAGGAUUCUCGCAAAAUGGUUAUGAUGUUGAAUCGGUUGAACUACUCGCCAGAAUGCUAAGAGUAGGGAUGAAACCAAAUGCUCGAACGCUGGCAAGUGUCCUUCCUGCUUGUGCCAGGAUACAAUGGCAAAGGCUUGGGAAAGAAUUGCAUGGCUACAUCAUUAGACAUGAGUUUUUCUCUAAUGCUUUUGUUGUGAAUGCAUUAGUUGAUGUGUAUAGAAGGUGUGGCAAUAUGAAAAGUGCCUUCAAAAUAUUUUCCAAGUUCUCAAGGAAAUGUACUGCAUCUUACAAUACAAUAAUAACUGGUUAUUGGGAAAAUGGAAAUAUCUUUAAGGCCAAGGAAUUGUUUGAUCAGAUGGAGCAGGGAGGUGUAGAGAGGGACAGGAUAUCAUGGAAUUCUAUAAUAUCAGGGUAUGUGGACAAUUUCCUGUUUGAUAAAGCCUUUGGCUUGUUUCAAGAUUUACUGAAGGAAGGAAUUGAACCCGAUUCUUUCACUCUUGGAAGUGUCCUUACUGGCUGUGCUGAUAUGGCUUCUAUUCGACGAGGGAAAGAGGUACAUUCACAGGUCAUUGUCAAAGGUCUGCAGUCCAACAGUUUUGUGGGUGGAGCUUUGGUAGAAAUGUACUGUAAAUGCCAGGACAUAAUGGCUGCUCAAAUGGCAUUUGAGGAAGUAACUGAAAGAGAUGUAGCAACUUGGAAUGCUUUGAUAUCUGGCUAUGCCCGCUCUAAUCAAACCCAAAAGAUAGAAGAACUUCUCCAGAAAAUGGAAGGGGAUGGUUUUGAGCCAAAUGUGCAUACAUGGAAUGGUAUUAUCGCUGGCUAUGUGGAAAAUAAACAUUACGAUUCAGCAACACAAUUGUUCACUCAAAUGCAGAUUUCAAAUUUGAGGCCUGACAUUUACACAGUUGGAAUAAUUUUAGCAGCAUGCUCCAAGUUAGCUACAAUUCAACGAGGAAAGCAGGUCCAUGCAUAUUCCAUAAGAGCCGGGCAUGACUCGGAUGUUCAUAUUGGAGCUGCCCUGGUAGACAUGUAUGCGAAAUGUGGGGGUAUUAAGUAUUGCUAUCUAGUUUAUAACAGGAUAUCAAACCCUGAUUUGGUGUCCCACAAUGCAUUGCUCACUGCAUAUGCCAUGCACGGACAUGGGGAAGAAGGAAUUGCUCUUUUUCGCAGAAUGUUGGCUGGAAAAGUGAGACCAGACCAUGUAACUUUCCUAUCAGUUCUUUCUUCAUGUGUUCAUGCUGGAUCAAUUGAGAUAGGUCGUGAAUGCUUUUCUAUGAUGGAAACAUACAAUGUGACGCCCACAUUGAAGCAUUAUACAUGUAUGGUUGACCUCUUGAGUCGUGCAGGGAAGCUCAAUGAAGCAUAUAAACUUAUCAAGAACAUGCCUAUGGAGGCUGAUUCAGUGACCUGGAGUGCACUGCUUGGAGGUUGUUUUAUUCAUAGUGAAGUUGCCUUAGGUGAAAUUGCAGCAAAAAAGCUCAUAGAAUUGGAGCCGUAUAACACUGGAAACUAUGUUAUGCUAGCAAACUUGUAUGCUUCAGUAGGGAGAUGGCAUUAUGUCGCUCAAACUAGACAAUUAAUGAAAGAUAAGGGGAUACAGAAGAGUCCAGGGUGCAGUUGGAUAGAAGAUAGAGAUGGGGUUCAUGUGUUUCUUGCUAGUGAUAAAACUCACAAAAGAGCAGAUGAGAUAUAUUAUAUUCUGGAUAAUUUGACUAAUUUAAUUAGAAUAAAGCAUAAAAGUCAAUUAUAA